AUGAACGGAGGCACCUGUAUCCUCGGCAGCUUCUGUGCGUGUCCCACAGGCUUCAGCGGGAGGAGCUGCGAGUACGACACACAACUGAGGAGCUGUGGGCCGGUGCCCCAUGGUCAGUGGGUUCAGAAGGGCUGCUCGUACUGUCGCUGUGGUUACGGACUCUGGCACUGUUUCCAUCAUGUCUUCCACCAGGACUGUGAGGGAUCAGACGAGGUGCGAUGGUCCCGGUCUUCAUCUGAGGAGGUCCGUCUGAGCUGGGGUCUGUUCGGAGCGCUCCCCCUCCUCUCUCUCCUGAUACCUCCUCCUCCUGCUGCAGACCUCCUCCUCCUGCUGCAGACCUUCUCCUCCUGCUGCAGACCUCCUCCUCCUGCUGCAGACCUCCUCCUCCUGCUGCAGACCUCCUCCUCCUGCUGCAGACCUCCUCCUCCUGAUGUAGACCUCCUCCUCCUGCUGCAGACCUCCUCCUCCUGA
Messenger RNA from Knipowitschia caucasica, 471 nucleotides. NCBI's taxonomy places the organism in Eukaryota, Metazoa, Chordata, Actinopteri, Gobiiformes, Gobiidae. The record is from the annotation of a GenBank genome assembly.